Sycon ciliatum is the source of this 288-nucleotide messenger RNA. RefSeq names its product octapeptide-repeat protein T2-like. NCBI's taxonomy places the organism in Eukaryota, Metazoa, Porifera, Calcarea, Leucosolenida, Sycettidae. The transcript has 2 exons. The record is from RefSeq and is a predicted model, not a curated record. The annotation marks the transcript as partial.
AGAGAAGAGGAAGGGCAGAGAAGAGGAAGGGCAGAGAAGAGGAAGGGUAGAGAAGAGGAAGGGCAGGGCAGAAGAAGGGUAGAGAAGAGGAAGGGCAGAGAAGAGGAAGGAAAGAAGAGGAAGGAUAGAGAAGAGGAAGGGCAGAGGAGAGGAAGGGCAGAGAAGAGAAAGGGCAGAGAAGAGGAAGGGCAGAGAAGAGGAAGGGUAGAGAAGAGGAAGGGCAGAGAAGAGGAAGGGCAGAGAAGAGGAAGGGCAGAGAGGAGAAAGAGCAGAGAAGAGGAAGGGUAG